AUGCUCUUCUCUCAUACGAUAGAUCUGACCAAGGACUUCUUGCAUCUCAGCACACGUUCGCUCAAUGGUGGCAUUUCGGUUGCCCUCCCUCUGCCAGCGCUGAACGUCACGAUACAUCUUGUCAUACCUGCGCUGCUUCUUCUCCGUGUCGUGGCAGAGCUUGCAAACGUCUCUUUCGGUCCUGGUUUCGUAGACAAGCUUCAGGCCGCAAGUUUCGCCCAUGCGGUAUUCUUUGUUGCACUGCUGACGGAAGUGCCCCCAGCGCCAGUAGCCGCAUGCCCAGCGAGUUUGGUCAAAGUAACACAUGGCUCAAUGGUUUCGAGGGUUAACGAGAGGCUUAGUGGCGAAUAG
Molecule: messenger RNA, 351 nt
Organism: Fusarium fujikuroi IMI 58289
Lineage: Eukaryota; Fungi; Ascomycota; Sordariomycetes; Hypocreales; Nectriaceae
Exons: 1
Coding region: 1-351 (116 amino acids)
Source: RefSeq, a predicted model, not a curated record